AAAUCCCCCUGAGAGGUAUAUUGGCUGCUUCAGGGAAUAGAGCAGACGGGGUGAAGGUUUUUGCAAGACCUUUAGUGACCCACUUUCAAUUUGCUGCAAUUCUGCUUUGGCUUUUUCCUAUAGGUGCCAGAGUUCAUCUGCUUCAUGCUUUUACUACUGACUCAUCUUCUUGUCAUAUAUUCUUAGACUGGUGACAUAAGAAUCUUUAGGUCACCUGUUACAUAGUUUCUCCUGCCACCUGUAUGGGGAGGAGAAAACUGGUAUUCAAACUGAAGCCUGUUUCCAUCUUAUUCUCAUUGAUUUUUAUGGUACAUAGAAAACUUUGUUUAUUUCUGAAAAUAACAUUUUAGUGAUUCAUUGUUUUUUGUGGCAGGAAGCUUAUGACCUGCUCUUUUCUUUUUCCUUUCCAGAGAGAAUCUGGAAAAAUUGCAAUCAAAACAUCAUUUCUCUAAGAAAAUUUUGGGUAACAGAAGCUCUGGACAACAGGGCAUACCAAUUCAAUCACCAUGAGUUGGAGCUUCCUGACUCGCCUGCUAGAGGAGAUUCACAACCAUUCCACAUUUGUGGGGAAGAUCUGGCUCACUGUUCUGAUUGUCUUCCGGAUCGUCCUUACAGCUGUAGGAGGAGAAUCCAUCUAUUACGAUGAGCAAAGCAAAUUUGUUUGCAACACAGAACAGCCAGGCUGUGAGAAUGUCUGCUAUGAUGCGUUUGCACCCCUCUCCCAUGUACGCUUCUGGGUGUUCCAGAUCAUCCUGGUGGCAACUCCCUCUGUGAUGUACCUGGGUUAUGCUAUCCACAAGAUUGCCAAAAUGGAGCACGGUGAAGCAGACAAGAAGGCGGCUCGGAGCAAGCCCUAUGCAAUGCGCUGGAAACAACACCGGGCUCUGGAAGAAACGGAGGAGGAUAACGAAGAGGAUCCUAUGAUGUAUCCAGAGAUGGAGUUAGAAAGUGAUAAAGAAAAUAAAGAGCAGAGCCAACCCAAACCUAAGCAUGAUGGCCGACGACGGAUUCGGGAAGAUGGGCUCAUGAAAAUCUAUGUGCUGCAGUUGCUGGCAAGGACCGUGUUUGAGGUGGGUUUUCUGAUAGGGCAGUAUUUUCUAUAUGGCUUCCAAGUCCACCCGUUUUAUGUGUGCAGCAGACUUCCUUGCCCUCAUAAGAUAGACUGCUUUAUUUCUAGACCCACUGAAAAGACCAUCUUCCUUCUGAUAAUGUAUGGUGUUACAGGCCUUUGCCUCUUGCUUAACAUUUGGGAGAUGCUUCAUUUAGGGUUUGGGACCAUUCGAGACUCACUAAACAGUAAAAGGAGGGAACUUGAGGAUCCGGGUGCUUAUAAUUAUCCUUUCACUUGGAAUACACCAUCUGCUCCCCCUGGCUAUAACAUUGCUGUCAAACCAGAUCAAAUCCAGUACACCGAACUGUCCAAUGCUAAGAUCGCCUACAAGCAAAACAAGGCCAACACAGCCCAGGAACAGCAGUAUGGCAGCCAUGAAGAGAACCUCCCAGCUGACCUGGAGGCUUUGCAGCGGGAGAUCAGGAUGGCUCAGGAACGCUUGGACCUGGCAAUUCAGGCCUACAGUCACCAAAACAACCCUCAUGGUCCCCGGGAGAAGAAGGCCAAAGUGGGGUCCAAAGCUGGGUCCAACAAAAGCACUGCCAGUAGCAAAUCAGGGGAUGGGAAGACCUCCGUCUGGAUUUAAUCCUGGCGGGCUUAAAACCUGUGCUUUUCAUAGUUAUGGUAAGCAGCAGCUCACUGAAUAAUGACUUCCAUUGAGUAAACAUUUGGCUCUGGUUAUCUUCAGGGAUGCUGUUGGCUCAUGAUCCAAGCUCAGGGGACUCUGGAGGCGGGGCUGGGCUGAGAGGGAGAAACAGAAACACAGUGUUCCCAGGCACAUGUUCUUAGCAAUAAUACAGUUGCAGAACUUUACAUUUGUGUCUUCCAGAUCUGGAGAAGAACAGACAUAUUUAAAUCAUUCUUGUUGAACAGUUUUUGUAUGUACAGUAUUAUGGUACUUUUUUUUUAGUAUGAGAACUUUUUUUGUAUUUGUACAUUGAACUGCUGUAGUUAUACUUUUAUAUUAAAGGGGAAAAGUCCUUAUAAGUAAUGCCUAUUAGGCUAGUGCUAUUACUUUGUUCAGCAAGUUCUACCCUGGCUUUAGAGUUUUUAAUAGAUGCUACACCUAAUAAAAGUGCCUCUCAUAUUGCAGGAAUGACUUCAGAUGUGUAAGGAGACUGAAGAGGAGAUACCAGUUUUUAGUCUUGGAAAGCAAGUUCACAGUAUAAGGAGGUUGAGAUCUUUCUUUUACAUGAGAAAUCUUUGAAUCUCAUUCAUGCAAUCAGAGUUGUAGCCAGUUUUUGAAAACCUUAUUUUCAAAGGAAAUAAAUGAUUCACUGUAGGAUUCCUUUAAAUAUCAAGCAUCACCAGUAUAUGCUUUGACAGUGUGUGUAUAUAACUUAAAGUUCUUUCAAAAGCCUGAUACAGAAAUGUGUCUUCAGUUUGUUAGCAAUGUGGAAGACCUGGCUAGAGAUGAUGUGGAGCUGUCCCUCAGAAAACAAAGCCAUGCCUGGAAUCCCUAAUAGGAUCCUUAGUUGUGAACCUGUUUGAUUUGCCUUAAACCUCUAUCCAGAAACCUGCCCGCUUCUCUCCCUCUGGUUAAGAAGCCAGUGGUGGAUAUUUUCUUUGUUAACAUUAGAAAUGCAAACAUUCCUUUGUCAACCAAGAAUACUCAAAGCUACUUGUAUUGGAAAUGGCAGAAGGCUUAAAUCCAAAUUUCUUAUUUUUUAUAAUUUACCAUAGAACUUUUGUGAUUAAACAUCUUCUACCAGUGGAGGUUUAUACCUGAAAGGUCAUGGGGUCCUGUCUGUAAAUAGACCUAAAGAGAAGUGCAGUAUUUAUUCCUUGUAGGCAUAAUGUGUUUGUCACUGACAAGCAUUCAUGUUCAUCCCACUAGUCUUUUAUCGCAGUCUUUUAUUGUCAUUUUCAACCUUAUGUUGCAGAGCUUUGCUUUCUCAUCAUGUUCUCAUUGUCUUAAAUUUUGUGAGCUUCUGAGAAAGAGCUUGGUAAAGGUUUAAAGGGGCCUUUGUUCCACCAGGGAGCAUUUCAUUUGUGCGUCUCACCCUUUUCUAACGAAAGCUAUUGUAAGCCACCUCUGACUUGGAAAUUCUGAAAGUGUGAAUAUUUUUUAUAUCUUAAUUGUAAAAUGCCAGUUCUCCAUUAUUUAGAUGAACACUAGAACACUGCACCCUUUGUGCACUUUCUUUGUUUCUCCAUUGCAUUCCUACCCCCACC
Molecule: messenger RNA, 3286 nt
Organism: Piliocolobus tephrosceles (Ugandan red Colobus)
Lineage: Eukaryota; Metazoa; Chordata; Mammalia; Primates; Cercopithecidae
Gene: GJC1
Product: gap junction protein gamma 1
Exons: 2
Coding region: 507-1697 (396 amino acids)
Biological process (GO): cell-cell signaling
Cellular component (GO): connexin complex
Molecular function (GO): gap junction channel activity
Source: RefSeq, a predicted model, not a curated record